Molecule: messenger RNA, 1275 nt
Organism: Danaus chrysippus (African queen)
Lineage: Eukaryota; Metazoa; Arthropoda; Insecta; Lepidoptera; Nymphalidae
Source: the annotation of a GenBank genome assembly
AUGAUCAACCCUGUUAUAAAUGUGAAAGAAGGUAAACUUCGGGGUUGUGUGGAAAAACUUCAUAAUGGCCAGGAAUAUUACAGUUUUAAGGGCAUCCCAUAUGCAGAGCCACCAGUUGGAGAUCUUAGAUUCAAGGCACCUAUUCCUCCAAAGCCUUGGUCUGGAACACGAGAUGCCUUGGAACAUGGCCCUAAUUGUCCACAUUUUGAUAUCUUUUCCGUGACCGGUGAAAAUGUUGAUGAGAAUUGUUUAUUCCUCAAUGUGUACACUCCGACGUUGCAAACUGACUCCAAAUUACCAGUGAUGUUCUUCAUACAUGGCGGAGAUGUUGAUCCUGUUAACAGAGCUUUCAGAGUCGGAAAGUUCCUCGGAAAAGAUACGGACAAUCCCAAUGAGUUAUUGACUUAUUUACAAAGCCUACCGUCAAAGAAGUUAGUAUCACUAACAAUGAAAACAGCCACUAAGGAAGAAAAGACGACGGGUUUACCUAUAAAGUUUGUUCCAGUUGUUGAAAAAAAAUUUGGUGAUAAUGAAGUAUUUUUACCAGAAAAUCCUCUAGAUAUGCUUAUGGGUGGUAAAACACAUGACAUACCUUUUAUGACAGGAUACAAUUCAUCAGAAGGAUUCCUAAUAGUUCCAAAUGAGUUGCCGAAAUUGGCUUACAUUAAUAAGCACCCAGCCUGUUUAGUUCCAAAAGAUAUUUAUAAUAAAGUAUCAAAAGAUAAAGUUUUGGAAUUUGGUGCAAGGAUCAAACAAUUCUAUUGGGGUGACAGAGAUUUAACAAAAGAUGACAUCCAAAUCCUUACAGACUUACUAUCAGAUGUACACUUUAUUGUGGCCGCUUAUAGAUAUGCCAGUUAUUAUUCAAAGUAUAACACUCCCAUAUACAUGUAUAGAUUUAAUUUAGUAACAGAAUUGAAUUGGACACAGCAGAUGCUCGGUUUGACAGAAUACAAAGGUGCCUGCCAUUUUGAUGACAUAUUUUACAUGUUUAGUAACGGAAUGAAUAGAGAGAAAUAUGAAAAAAGUCCAAUUUUACAAGAAUAUAUACACAAUAUUACCAAAAUAUGGACCGAUUUUGCUAAAACAGGUAAUCCAACACCCGACAACAGUCUAGGAGUGACUUGGUCUCCAUACACAUCAACAGGAAAGGAAUAUUUACAAAUUGAUAAUGAACUAUCCAUGGGAAGAAACGCGGAGAAGACAAGAUUGGACUUCUGGGAUCAAUUGUAUACUGAAGCUGGGCUACCGAGUAUUAUUAAGAGUAACUUGUGA